GUAAUUCGAGUUAAAGAGAUCAAGAAUAUUACAAGUUUCUCGGAUGCUCAGAUGAUGGUCUUGUCGGGGCAACCGGUAACCAUGGCAACGGCAACAAAAACAAACCCCUGAAACCAACGGGAUCGGGCUCGGAUGUCGGGCGGCGGCGGCGGGGGCCUCAUGUCGUGUGUCCGCGAGGGCUCGCUGGAGCCGCCUUACCGACCGCCCAUCACCGACACACACAACCAUGGCGAGGGGCGUACAGGGCGAUUCCUGCGCGGUCUGCGGCGCAUGUUCAAGCGGCGCGGCAGCGGCGCCCGCGCAGAUGCCUCUCCCGACCCCAAGAGCAGUUCCACGUCAGAGCUGCUGGACGCUGACCGACAUGCACGGAGAAAAGAGGGCGCGUAUGGCAGCGGGCUGUCGGUGUCCCACGACUCGGUGUUCACGGGCGAGCGCUCCGGAGACGAGUCGAGCGACGAGAGACCCACUCCUGCGCAUGGACUUGCACAUGUCGCCACAUCGCACCGGGUAAGUACUUUUGGAAAGCUCAAGGUAUGGUGUCAUAUGGGCCAGUGAUAAUAGAUAUAGGUGGUCAAAUACAAGUUGAAGACACGAUUUUGAUCGAAGAAGAUACCGCCUCAGGGCCAUGUGUGAUUCAAUUACUAUCCUGAAAUAUUGUCACUCGCCUACUGACACGGUUUUUGGAAUAGUGUCUAUGGUAUCUUAUUUGUGCUAAACAUCAGACAAUCCUGAUUAUUAUAAAGGUGGAUCACAGAAAACACAGGCAGUAAUUUGAAAUUCUUGGCGGUUUUCUGAGAGUUUUAUUAGGCUUUCUUAGUUGAAGAGGCUUUAAGAAACCAAGUAUAGUAUAGUAUACUUUAUAGUCAGGUGGUAAUCUUUUGCACCUACACGGACACUAGGGCCGUGCUAGACCUCGUGUUCUCCUUGCCUCCAUGGUCUGCUUGGUUAUAGUAAUUACACAAGUGGUAAAUAGAUGGCGCUAUCAUUUGCACUUAUAAAAUUGUGGUAUUUCGAAAUUCUAUGAAUAAGAUAACCUCAUAAGGUAUCCUUUAAGAAUAUUUUGAACGCAACUUUAAAUUUUCUUAAAUAAUAAACUGUCUGUUUAUUCUUCACCUUUACCUUGUAACUUGAUUUUUAUAGAAAUAGUAACGCGUGUGUGUAACAGGAUUAUGACGCCUGUUGCGUCGCAACUAUAUAAUGUUAAUGAGCUUAUUUAUAUCUAAGAAGUUAUGUAGUGACGGAUCUUUUACAUAACCAAUAAUAAGCGACUAUCUCAUAAUUGUUACUAAGUGGAAGAAUUACUUCCUCUGAGUAAAAAACUAAAUGACGUAAUUAAGAAAGAGGACGCUCCAAAAACGAUGGACCCCGGCCCUCAGCAAUCAGGAUCACGAUGAGAGGACAAAGAAGUUGAAGGAACAAUUGUUUUGUCCCUUAGGCCCGAUUUCCAGUAUUCUAAGAUAAAUUAUUUUAUAUUUCCUAGUUAUUCCCAUCUUGUGCUAUGCCGAAAAGUUUGUUGCGCCAUUUCUUCUUCAAAGCGAGACGAGCGCUAAGGAAGCGGUAAGGGCGCGCGAUACGGGGUGAUGACUCUAUAAUAUAAUUCUUGGAAAUUCAAAAUGUGAUACUUUGUAGUCUAAUUUAAGUAAAUCGAUUUUGAUUCUGUACACACAAAAAUAACUAUAAUUUGCGUUCUAUGUGGCAUCUGACAUAAAAUAAACACCCAGAUGUGCCUAUCGGGAUGAGCAAUUCGGUCUUUUCAAACAACCGUAUCUCCAAAAGAGAAAUACUAUUUUUUAUAAAGAGCGCACAUAUAUUCGCCUCGGAUCACUACGCUCAAACUAUUGGGGCCUACCUAUAUGUAUAUUACCAAUAGCUUUGUGUAAUAGAAAGUACCUAAAUUUGUACAUAAUAUAAAUAGUGCGUGGUCAUUGUAAGCUGUUGCACAAUUCCAAAAUGGCGGGUCAUUGUGGGAUCAAUGAGUUGCGGAAGUACGAUGUAUUUGCCUUUAUCAAAUAGAAUUGUUUUGAUGUGGUUUCUUCACAGUUUUUAAGGAGUACUUGUGAAUAUUUCUUACGGAUAAUAUGUAGAUUUUCUUUACUUUCAACUUGAAACUUAUUUGUUUAGUCAAUUUAAGAAAAUUAGACAGAUUUUACAUAACUUUUUAAUCAACAUCUCGUCAUCAGUGAAUAAAUUCUUGCCCCAUCAUCAAAGAGCUUGAGGGUUCCAAUAAUAAUUGUCACUGUUAUUCGAAUAGGUAAAUUUGGAAAAUACGAAUUUUCAAACAUACAUGGAACAAAAAAAUAUAGUAUACGCAAUAAUAAUUUGCUUAAGCUAGUGCCAAACCUUGUAACCUUGCCUUAACGUACUUAAUUUAUGAUGUGAAAGUAGUUUGCACGUAUUUAGUACUUUUGAACGAACUUAUUUAAUAAACUGAAUGCAGGACAAAGCUUUUUUUCAUACGGAACACUUUACGCUCCUAAAUUUUAAAAUAGCUCUCUAAUGUGUGCAAAAAACUUAACACAAAGGUGCAUUUCUUGUAACGAAGGCGGAUAAAAGUAGCCUAUGUGUUAAUCCAAAGUGUCAGCUACCUCCUCAACAAAUGUACCUAAUCGCAAUCGGUUCAGCCGUUUGGGCGUGCAGUGAUAAAAACAUACCUACACAAAUUCCAAAUUAUGUGAGGACUCACGUACUAUACAUUCGCAUUUUAAUAUUAGUCAGAAGUAAAAAUUAUCGAACAAAAAAGUAUAUCUUAUUAAACAUGAAUAUAAGUUAGUAUACGAAAUUCACAAUUCCACAGAAUCUUCGUAUUUCUCGUGCACGCCCAGCAACGUAAUAAUUAAAUACAUUUAUAAAAUACCACAUAACACACAACACGUAGGAGCCGUGAUAAUUCAACCAUAGACAAGCCACGCAGAAUAGUCAGAAGGUCAACUUUGUAUAAUAUUGCAAAAUGAACUGAUAAUUUAAACCGGAUGAUAUUUUUCGUUUAUUCUUUUGUUUUAAACUGUCCAAUCUCCGUAAAGCUUGAACUGGUUUUAAUAGGUAGGUAUACCUACUUUGGAGAUAGCGGCUAUGAAUCACAUUAUAAAGUGGAGGACUUAUUUACUUACAUGAAUAGUCAAGGAUAUCAAAUAAAGCCCCAAAAGAAAGCUUCAGUUUUAAUUCCGAGGUAUCAGCUACCUUCAUACCGAAAUUGAUCAAAAUUGUUUUAGACGUUUAAGAGUAGUACUUAACAAAAAUAACAGCACUCACAAACUUUCGCUUCUAUAAUGUUAGUAGAAAUAAUACGUGGACACAGUUGCGGGUGACGGCUAGUGUAUAUAGUUGAGGAUAUAAGUUUUGUUGCCAAAUGCGAGUAGUCACGACAUUUGUGACGUAAUAAAGGUUAAACUGUUGCUAAUAUAGGCAUUAUUACGAAACUAUGAAUCAAAAAGAUUUUAUGGAUAUUAAGUUACGACUAACACGUAGUGAACUCUCUUUCAACUCAAAAAUAAGUCUGCCAUUGCAGCAAAAAUAUAAACAAAUUAAGAAGCAAGAAUACCAGUCAUAUCCUACUGACAAUUUAUCAAGGAAAACAAAAUUUGGUUUGCGUAGGAUGAAAGUCAUAUAAAUAAUGCAUUAAUAUGAUUUAGUAAAGACUUAAUUAACAACUACUAGUUAAGCUUUAAGUUAUUUAAAAAACAUACAAAUCAGUAUUGAAUAUUUCCAUACGAAGAUAACAAUCGAUUUCUUGAAUUAAAUAAAGACCGAAUUAAAAUGCUCCGUGGUAUUAUUAAACAACUAUAAAGAAUAAUCAUAGUAAAUAUUUUACACUUGAGUUUUAUCCAUAAAUGCGCUCUCACCUUCAUAUUUCAAUACUGGUCAGCUAGUAAGACCAUAAUCGAAUGGUUGUUAUGGUUCUUUAGACCAAUAUAAUUAAUUGUUUAUACGACCAUUAACCAUAUAAUACAAUUCAAUAAUAGGGUGACCUCACACAACCUUAUUUAUUUAUUAACACAAUACUCUUUGAUCAUUCACAAUAGUUUAUAAUUAUUUCUUCGAUUAUUUAUCCUGGGUUUAUUCCUUGUUAGAUUUCUGCUGCAUUUUUUCAUGAUGGUAUUAUGAAGUAACGCGAAAUCCUAUACAAGAUCGAGUUCCGUUGCUCAGAUGUGUUAUGCUCUCUCGCGCACUGCCACAGUUGCAGUUCGCUCGCGGCGCGUGUGAGCCGGUCCUAAUACCACUUUUUUUUUUCGCCAAUCGAAUGGGAUGAAUCAGUCGGUAUCGCGCGCGCGACUACGCCCGGCGUUCUAGCGAAAAUCGAAAUUUUGAAUUCGAAUUUGAAAUUGGAAUUGGAAUUUAAAAGUGUGUGCAAAGUGCUUCGUGUUUUAAAUUUUAAUUGUGUUCCGUUUUUGAAAAUGUGUUCUUUAACGGUUUUGUGUUGUUAUGUUUUCUGUUCGGUUGAGUUUUGAGAGUUUUUUGCCGGUACAUUUUAAGUUAGAUGUUAAGUUGGGUGUAUUGUAUGUAAUAGUAGUCUAGAUCGUUGGAGCUACUUAAUAUUCAUAUGAUGUUCUUAGUUUAAUAACUAGUAAUGCGCUCUAUCCUUGGAUAGAUCGCUGAGCUAGGUCAACAAGAACAUUAAACUUCUAACUUAUCACAGCAUAAGUAACAUUAACCCCAUCUUAUUUCCAUUGCCUAUACCUACAAAACAUAUUGAGUGCCUAAAAAAGUGAGUGCAAAAACAAACAAACAUGGGUCCUGCCCUUGACAACUAAAGUUUAAAAUAGAAAUUCUAAUUUCAGUCUAAUUAGCCGGCUUAAUGUUUUACGUCUACAUUUCAAAUAUGGAAACUGGGUUUGGUCUUAAACUCUGACUCAUAUUCGGCAUCUGAUCGAUAAGGUUGUAAACUGCCAGUAUUUAGUUUUGGUUUCGAAUUUUAAAAUUACGUCACUAUCUUGUUUAAGUUUAUAGUUUUAAUAUAGGUAAAAAAAUGAUAUUGUCUGAGUAUUGUAAGUACCUAAGCUAAUCUUCACUUUGAACGACGUAUAGUUUUACUUAAUUUUAUUUCGAUUUUCUCAAAAUCGUCCAAGAAGAACUUCAGGUAACUCUUAAUCUGAACACAAUGGCUGUUUUCCGUUUUUCAGUCUGACGCGUAAAAGUUGUUCUUAGCCAUGGACAAAAAAGGGACGAAAUGACACUUGGUAAAACUUAAAAUAACAGUUAAAAAUAAAGAGAAAAGAGUUUAGUGUAAGAGUAAUAUCAAUAGCCUUUCACAAUAUUACAGUCAUGAAUUAUAAUUAGCAUUAUAUAAAACAAUAUAAUUAACAAAAUUAAUCUUAAGCUACAAUGUGGAACGCGAAAAUUCUCCUCUAAAAAGAUUGGCAAGCAAAAAGUAUAAUAUGUCUUAUCUGACUAGACUGAAUAAAAAAUAACAUUAAUAUGUAUGUCUUCACUUUUCACAAUAAUAAUUAGUCUGGCAACACGCGAUGCAUAGACAAAAACUUUAUUUUUAAGCUAGUAUUACUUCAUCACAAAAAGGUUAAUAAAA
Molecule: messenger RNA, 5521 nt
Organism: Trichoplusia ni (cabbage looper)
Lineage: Eukaryota; Metazoa; Arthropoda; Insecta; Lepidoptera; Noctuidae
Exons: 5
Coding region: 133-555 (140 amino acids)
Source: RefSeq, a predicted model, not a curated record